Molecule: messenger RNA, 4166 nt
Organism: Athene cunicularia (burrowing owl)
Lineage: Eukaryota; Metazoa; Chordata; Aves; Strigiformes; Strigidae
Gene: RASGEF1A
Product: RasGEF domain family member 1A
Exons: 14
Coding region: 128-1603 (491 amino acids)
Biological process (GO): Ras protein signal transduction; positive regulation of GTPase activity
Cellular component (GO): plasma membrane
Molecular function (GO): guanyl-nucleotide exchange factor activity
Source: RefSeq, a predicted model, not a curated record
AGCACUAGCAGGGAUUUUACAUCCUGCACCUUUAAGCACCAGCAGCUUCUGUCUGGGAAAGAGGCAAGACACAUGACAAAAAUCAUAGAGUGAAAUAGCUGGAAGUCCACCUACUAGGAAAGGCUGGAUGGCAGAACCACUGUGCAAUGUUGCUGUAAAGAAAUGCAAAGAAACUAUGCCCCAGACGCCAAUAUUUUCCAGCAUGCUUGGUUCCAGUUGUAGUGGACAAGUGCAGCCAGAUAUGGGAGAGAGGUGUGUCGACCCUGUUUAUCAGGAUGGGAAUCUUGUUUCUGGAUCACUGGAGGCCUUGAUAGAGCGCCUGGUGCCCACCAUGGACUAUUAUCCAGAUAGGACUUACAUCUUCACUUUCCUAUUGAGCUCACGAGUCUUCAUUCACCCACACGAGCUCCUGGCUAAAGUGGGGCAGAUCUGCAUUAAACAGAAGCAGCAGCUGGAAAUGGGGACUGAGGCAGAAAAGGCAAAGCUAAAAUCCUUCGCUGCCAAAAUCAUUCAGCUCCUGAAAGAAUGGACUGAAACUUUCCCCUCUGAUUUCCAAGAUGAAAAAUCCAUGAAAGAAUUGAAAGAGAUUGCUCACCGGAUCACACAAUGUGAUGAGGAAAAUGGAACAGUGAAAAAGAUCAUUAGCCAGAUGACACAGAAUCUCCUCAUGGCCCUCUCUACACGGAGCCAGUACCAGGAAAUCAGAGAGAAAUUCCGGCAACCUGUUACCGACAAAGGCACCAUCCUCAAAACCAAGCCACAGUCAACUCAAAAGGACAUCCUGAGUGUGUGCUGUGACCCUCUGAUCUUGGCACAGCAGCUGACUUACAUUGAACUGGAAAGGGUAAGCAACAUUUACCCAGAGGAUCUGAUGCAGAUUGUCAGCCACAUGGACUCCCUGGAUAAUCACAAGUGCCGAGGUGAUGUGACCAAAACCUACAAUUUGGAGGCCUAUGACAAUUGGUUCAAUUGUCUCAGCAUGCUGGUGGCUACAGAGAUUUGUCGGGUUGUAAAGAAAAAGCAGCGCACAAGAAUGGUAGAAUUUUUCAUUGAUGUGGCAAGAGAGUGCUUCAAUAUUGGAAACUUCAACUCAAUGAUGGCUAUUAUCUCUGGCAUGAACUUGAGUCCUGUAGCGCGGCUAAAGAAAACUUGGUCCAAGGUCAAAACAGCCAAAUUUGAUGUUUUAGAGCAUCACAUGGAUCCAUCCAGCAACUUUUGUAAUUACCGCACAGCCCUGCAAGGAGCAGCACAGCGAUCUCAGACUGCCAACAGCAAUCGAGAGAAAAUAGUCAUCCCAGUUUUCAACCUGUUUAUUAAAGAUAUCUACUUCCUUCACAAAAUACACACGAACCGCUUGCCCAAUGGUCAGAUAAACUUCAAGAAAUUCUGGGAAAUUUCAAGACAGAUUAAUGAUUUCCUGACAUGGAAGCAGGUUGAGUGCCCUUUUGAAAAAGAUAAGAAGAUCCAGAGCUAUCUACUCACAGCACCCAUUUAUAGUGAAGAAGCUCUGUUCAUUGCAUCCUUUGAAAGUGAAGGUCCAGAAAACCACAUGGAAAAAGACAGCUGGAAAAGCCUCAGGACCACUCUGCUUAAUAGAGCCUGAGAUUUUUGGAUCUGAUCUCCAGACUUUGAAGCACAUGGAUCAAAUGUGUUUUUACAACUCGAAAGACUUGGACUGAGCUAAGAAAGACCUCACUGGCUGAGGUCUGUUUUGUAAAUACAGUAACUUUUAUGAAAUAAAACAUGGCAAAUAUUUCACAUGUCAACCUUAAGGCACUUAAGUGGAGGGUUUUGGUUUUUUAUUUUAAAUAUAAGGGCAGGGCCCUGUUCUCAGAGAUGAAAUGUAACAUGGGAGAUGGUAUCCCUGGGAGAUCUUUAUUCUAUCAGCAUCCAAAUUUUUAUUUUUUAUUACUUCCACCAAAAUAAAUAAAAAUUAAAACACACAUCCCAGCUAAAGCCAGUGUUCAGAUUAAAUACUCCAUUGGACCAGUAUCCUACAGAACACUCAACCUGUCUCUCUAGCUUUGAAGUGAAGGGUCUCCUUCAAAUCAGCGAUACCAUUCAUAUGUGUUAGUAAGUGUUUGUAGAGUCAAGGCCUUAAACAUCUGGAGUAAGCAUGUUCCUCUCCUACAUCAGAAAAUAGUGCCUUACAAGGUACUGAUAUCGUUUAGUGUACCUUCUAUUAUGCUGGAGUGGAAGUAGAGAAAAUAAAAAUAUGGAUGUCUUGAAACCAGCUACAAUGUACUUUUUAAAUAAAAUGGAGAAUAUGGCACAUGAAGUAGAGUAUAUCUGCCUGUAACACUGAUGGUGCAGCGAACAUAUUUUUGUUAGAUGAUUUAAACAGAUAAGAUGGGGUAACUGCUAGGGGAUGUGUGUUUGUGUGUGAGUAUGUGUGCGUGCAUGUGUGAAGAUGCACACAUGUCUAAGUUUUAAUACUUCUGGGAACUAUCCUUUAAAUUUGGGCUGUCAGAAUCGUUUGUGUUUUCCCUUUUAAAAAUCAGGGAUUUUUUUUGUUUAAGAGAAGGAUGUCUAACCUAGAUAAUCUCUGCAAAACAGGCUCAAUAUUUUUUAUUUGAAAACAGUUUUGGAAAAUAAAAAUCAUACAUGAGCUAGGGAGAGGGAAGUAAACUCUGAUGUCCAAUUUGAAGUUAAGGCUAAAAUUCCCAAAGAAGCUUGAGAAGAGUUGAUCACCACUGAACUGGUCAUUUAAUUCCCUCAGUUCCUUUGAAAAUUGCUAGUCUUUCUAGUAUUUUGCAAACCAUGAUUAAGUAUCUGGGCCAGAACCCAUUUAAAUUAAGGGAAAACACCAUAAGAAAUUGGUCAAACCUUAGAACCCAGGUCAGGACCAGAAUUAGAGGUGAUCUGUUAACUCACUGAUGCUUACCAUUUCUAAUUUCUCUGUGUAGUCUUGAGUUUACACUUAUCCAAAUGAGCACCUGAAUCUAAAGAUUCAAGGUAUUCAUUUUCAGGAAAAAAAAGGACUUGCUUUCUCACUGAAAUGAGAGAAAAAAAUAGGCUCAAAAUAAAAUUUUGUCUAAUGAAUACAUUAUUAUCCAUUAAUAUAUACUGUCCUUUCCAGUAAUUGUUCUCUUAAGGCUUGAGGGCUGGAUAUCGCAAAGGUAAUGAUUUGAGACAGACAAUUAGACACUUUUUUUUUUUUAAACAAGGCCCUCAGAGUUUACAGCCUCCCUCCCAGAGCCAUGCAGAGGACCCCUGCACAAGUGUCUUUAAAAAUGAUCAACUCUUACAUAGAUUGGUUUUAUCUUAUUCUGCCUUCUGUUGAAAAAGGGGCAGGACUUGCUGGACUGAGGGUCGGGUUUAUUCUAGUCCAGUAGACUCUUCUUGCUGGGUGUCUACAACCAAGAGCAGUGCCACUGUUUCCUGAAGCAUCUGCAAUCACUUCAUAGAAAUUAUUUGCUGUAUUGGCCCUGUAGUACGGUGAAAAAUUAAAAAGCCUUCCCUCUCUCCCUGUUCCACUCCCCCCUUGACAAGGACUUAAAAUUAGAAGAGUAAAUUGGAGUAAGGAAGAGAGAGAAAUCAACAUUUUCUAUUCCCAUAGCAUUGACAUCAAAGAGAAGAAAAACCCCACAAGUUAUGCCAUGAAGAAGGAGGUAGAAUAGUAACUGUUAAUAAGAACAGCCCAGAAAAGGGGAAGGGAUAAUUCUUAUGAUCUGCUGCUAUUUUUCCUGUGCUGAAGUACUGACCUUCAGCCCUGGAUUAGAGUAAGAAUAUUUAUACUGUAUUAUUACAGUGUUUUGCACUUUCAGAGAUGUUUUAGUUAGUAACAUUGUUAGACACUAUAAGAGCGACUGUAUAUCAGCUUUGUUUAUGUAAUUGAAAUUUAAAAGGGAUGCUUAAAAUCUAAAAAAAAAAAAAUAUAUAUUUGAAAUGCAAUUUUAGAACACUUUCUGUAAAUGUAUAAAAAAAGCUUUCACAUGAAUGUGCACUUCACUGGUCAAUCAGUCAUAGUAUAUACUUGAAAUCAAUGCAGUAUCCCACAUUGGUUCCUUUCUAUUUUUCCUCCCUCAGUUUGAUACAUUCCUUAAAUACCGUGUUUUGCUAUUCUGAGCUGAAAUGCUAAAUAUAAAGCUGUAUCAUAAAGCAGGAUAUUCUGUGUUUGACUGGAUGUGCUUGCAUAAAUAAACAAAACCAACUUGCCUCAACCA